GUAUUUCCCGCGUGAAGCGCCCCUCGGCCCUAAGCGGCCAGGCGCACCCCUCCCGCCUCCGGGCUCCGCCUUCUGCGGGUGAAGCGUGCCUGACGCCCUCGCACAUGCUCCAUCCGUGUCACCGCGCGGAUCUAUCCCUGGCCGGCUGGGGUCCGCGGAGCAGAGCUCCGGGCAGGCCAGAUCGCCCACGAAGCAGCGGGAAAGCAGGACUUAGGAAACCUUGGCAAACAGCCCGACGUCGCCCUUUAACGCCGUCACGCCUGGGGCGGAGGCGGGACUUCCGGGAACGCGGAGGCACAACUUCCUGAGAGAAGCGGAAGAGGCUCUGAGGUCUGCGCCUCAGACCCAAGGAGUCCUGGGAUCGCCUAGGGGCCACCCAGAAAGGGCAGCUGGGGCCGGCCGGCUGCACUCGGGGUGUCGGAGCCUCGGGUCUGAGGGAUGAGGAGCUGCCAUGGCCAGCGACGGGGCCAGGAAGCAGUUCUGGAAGCGCAGCACCAGCAAGGUCCCGGGCAGCAUCCAGCAUGUGUACGGAGCCCAGCACCCCCCUUUUGACCCACUGUUACACGGCACCUUGCUCAAGUCUACACCCAAAGUGCCCACCACCCCGGUGAAGGCCAAGAGGGUCAGCACCUUCCAGGAGUUUGAGAGCAACACCAGUGAUGCAUGGGAUGCGGGGGAGGAUGACGAUGAGCUCCUGGCCAUGGCGGCCCAGAGCCUGAAUACCGAGGUGGUCAUGGAGACUGCCCACCGAGUGCUGCGCAACCACAGCCAGAGGCAGGGCCGGCCUGCCCCACAGGAGGUUCCUACACCCAAACCGGAGCUGCAGCCUGUGGCAGAGCCGCCCCCAGCCCUGACUGGUGACCUCCGGCUGGUGAAAUCGGUCAGCGAGAGUCACACGUCCUGUGCUGCAGAAAGCACCAGCGACCCGGUCCCUCUGCAGAGGUCCCAGUCUCUCCCACAUUCGGCCACCAUCACGCUGGGUGGGACGGCCGAUUCCAGCACCCCAGGCAGCUCCGCACUGAGUGAGAGAGAGGCCUCCCGGCUGGACAAGUUCAAGCAGCUGCUUGCCGAACCCAACACCGACCUUGAGGAGUUACGGAAGCUGAGCUGGUCCGGAAUCCCUAAGCCAGUUCGCCCAAUGACCUGGAAGCUUCUCUCAGGUUACCUUCCUGCCAAUGUUGACCGAAGGCCAGCCACUCUUGAGAGAAAACAGAAAGAAUAUUUUGCUUUUAUUGAGCAUUAUUAUGAUUCUAGGAAUGACGAAGUUCACCAAGACACAUACAGACAGAUCCACAUAGACAUACCUCGGAUGAGCCCUGAAGCAUUAAUACUGCAGCCUAAAGUGACGGAGAUUUUUGAAAGGAUCCUGUUUAUAUGGGCAAUCCGUCAUCCUGCCAGUGGAUACGUUCAGGGGAUAAAUGACCUGGUCACUCCUUUCUUUGUGGUCUUCAUUUGUGAAUACAUAGAGGAGGACGACGUGGCCACGCUCGACAUCUCCCGCGUGCCCGCAGAGGUGCUGCGCAACGUUGAGGCCGACACCUACUGGUGCAUGAGCAAGCUGCUGGAUGGCAUCCAGGACAACUACACUUUUGCCCAACCUGGAAUUCAAAUGAAAGUGAAGAUGUUGGAGGAACUGGUGAGCCGGAUUGAUGAACCUGUGCACCAGCACCUGGACCAGCACGAGGUGCGCUACCUGCAGUUUGCCUUUCGCUGGAUGAACAACCUGCUGAUGCGAGAGCUGCCGCUGCACUGCACUGUCCGCCUGUGGGACACCUACCAGUCGGAACCCGAGGGCUUUUCUCAUUUCCACCUGUACGUGUGUGCAGCUUUCCUCGUGAGAUGGAGGAAAGAAAUUCUAGAAGAAAGAGAUUUUCAAGAGCUGCUCCUCUUCCUCCAGAACCUGCCCACUGCCUGCUGGGGUGACGAGGACAUCAGCCUGCUGCUGGCUGAGGCCUAUCGCCUCAAGUUUGCCUUCGCGGAUGCCCCCAAUCACUACAAGAAGUGAGCUGGGGCCUUGCUGUUGUGACAUCACCCUCCCCACCGGCCAGCUGCAGAACUGUCUGAGCUGGUCCCAGCCAUGCACCACCUUGUGGCUGCCCCACCCUGCAGCCACUUGCCAGGGUGAGCCUGGCGUGGUCCAGGGCUGGUGGGAAUGGAGGGGCCUCCGUUUUCUGAGAUACCAAAGAGAGCCAGGGGCAGAUCCCGGUUUUGGGGGCCAGAUAUGGGUCAGGAGGCCCCCACCCUGUCCCUGCAGUAUCCUUGCCAAAUGCCCACCCUAGACCCCUGGGCUGAGGCAGCCAAGAGGUAGCCCCCACCCCCCACCCAGUGGCCUGUUGUCCAGGUGCCAGGUAGUGUGACAGUGGCCACCUGAGACCUACUCAAGAAAGCAGACUCCUCUGUUUAGUGAAAGAAUAAAGUGCAGACUAAACGCUGGGAGAUGCUGUGCAGUAAGUGGGGGUCUCUGCGCAGAGCCUCGGGCAGCCAGCAGGGUCUGGGCCAGGGCCCUGCAUGCAGAGCUGAUUUCUUUCUUGGCCAGAACUCUACUGGAAGCUGACCUUGGAUGCAUCUGGGAAGCUGGGGACAGGAGGCCGGUGGCAGAGUGAGGCCACUCACAAUUGCCUUACCUUCUAUUUCGCUCCUUUAAAAGAGAGCUCCCGGACCACUGCCUGCCCUUAGUGGUCCCAGUCACAUAACCCUCCAUGGGUCAGAGCUAUUCUUAAUGGGGCCGGGGUUGUGCCAUGGACACAGAGUGACCCAGUUGAACUCUUCCUGCCACUGCCCAUGGUGCCAGGUCCCCAGAGCUCUGCACAGAUGGAUGUCCUGUCCAGUCUCCCCCACCCACGUCCUCCCAGGGUGUCAUGGCUGUGUGAGCCUCAGUGACAUAGGUACUGCUGCGCCAUAAGGGAGCUGUCAGACACAGGCUUUGUGGCCCUUGGCCAGGCAGCCUCCUGUCCUCAGCAGCCUGCUUUGACAGCUGUGAGACUCCAUCCCUCCUUGAGAAGCAGCUCUGUCCCUGCCCAGGCACCAGGAGACUUCCCAGAGGCCAGGGACCACAGAUACGUGCAAUGUGUGUGUUCUUGCUUCCAUUAAAGUGGUCUCUGGUCAUUACACAUGGCAGGAAGUUGGCACAGCAUUCUGUGCAAAUGUCCUGUGCUCCAGGAGAUCACACCCCACCCCGUUCAGGGUUCCUUCCAGAGUAACUCCAGGUAUACGGAAGCCGCUCGCCCCAUCUUCCUAGGAUCAACCCUGGAAACCGCUCUGCUAGGAUGUGCACAUCUCUGUACUACUGGAGGUUGGAGAUACAGCAGGCCUGCUUCUAGUGGUAGUUUAUUUCAGGGAAAGGCCUCACGAGCUUAAAUUAAGCCUGGUGUGUAUUUCAUGUGUGCAUAUGCCAGAUUGGGCAUGAGGGACCCUGGCGAUAUGAGCAGGUGACUGGGGUAUGUGUGAAAAGAUGAAAUAAACAUGCAACGACACAGUCUGUGCCUUAGCCUGAGAUUGGAGAAUGUCAUGCAGUGCCCUCCCAACCCUGUAUCAACUGCUGACUAUGGUCUUGGUGACAUCCUGGGACCUGGGGGUGGUGGGAAAAUGCAUCUGUGCAGGUGGCAUGGAAAGCCACUUGCGCAGUGUUGAGGCAGGACUCGAUCUCCCAAAGCCCAGGCUGCACUGCUGGAGUCGGGAGCCGGUGCAGUGAGCACUGGGGACCUGCCAGCCCCCUUGGUUUCCUCUGCCUUUCUCUGAACAAGGGGCGUCACCCCUUACCACAUCUCUCAGCAUCUGCAUCCUAAAAGGCCUUUGCUGGGGAGGCCCCAGGGCUCGGGAUGCCCUCACCCCAAGGUUCAGGACAUGCUCACCCCACCUGUAUCCCCAGGUACCCUCAACACAUAGCCUGACAGCCCUCCGCCCACCCUGCAUCACUGAAACAGCCUUACCCAGUCCCCGGCUCAGGGAGCUUUGGUGGCACUCACACCUCUCUCGUGCCCCGUGCCUGCACCCACGCACUUGGGACCUUUCCAUGGCAGCCCUGGCUUUCCCAGCCUGGUGUGGUCCUGUCCCAGUGGGUGGGCUGGUGACCCCCCAUGUGGAACCUGCUCACUCUCCUUUCCCCCGUGCCUGAGUGGGGAGCUGAGCCGGGGAGAGCAGUACGAGCCGACCUCACUGAUGCACACUGGAGUUUGAACGGUGGGGAUUAGCAGUCCCUCCCUGCAGCCACCAGGGGUGAGACUAGGCUGUCACUUGCCAUUGUGGUCUGCUGCUUGAGCCCAGCUUGAGGACCUCACUCUGUGCAGAGGUGCCUCCACCCCAGGGGCCCAGAGAUGGACACCUCACCGCCUCUAUCAGUCAGUGCUCACUAGAGGAACAGAUUUAAUAUAAGACUAUAUAUAAGGAUUUACACGAUGAGCUUACACUGGCUGCCCGCAGUUGGCUGUGGAAGGGUUCAGAAGGGCUGUCCUUGUGCUGGAGAUCGGAAGGAUCUAGUCAAAGAUCGGAGGCCUGGAGCUCGCUGUAAUGUCCUAUGCGAAUCCAUAUCAGGAGGCUGGAUGGUCUGUGCUAAAGGCUGAAGGUCUGCCCUGGAAGCCAGGAGAUGACAUCCAAGGUGAAGGUGAAGACUGGAGCGCCUCCAAGGAAAUGGAAGCAGCCUUCUUUGUUCCCCUUUUAUUCCAUUCGGGCUACAAGCUUAUUGGUGCCACUCACACCCAGGGUGGGUCUUCUCUUUUCAAUAAAUCCCUUCAUCCACUCCCAGAACUAUGCUAAUUCAGUUAUUGGGGCAUUUUUUCCUUGGGUUGACACAGUUAACUAUCACACCACC
Messenger RNA from Fukomys damarensis (Damara mole-rat), 4807 nucleotides. It is a transcript of the gene Tbc1d22a, whose product is annotated as TBC1 domain family member 22A. NCBI's taxonomy places the organism in Eukaryota, Metazoa, Chordata, Mammalia, Rodentia, Bathyergidae. The coding region runs from base 452 to 2005 and encodes 517 amino acids. The record is from RefSeq and is a predicted model, not a curated record. The transcript has 13 exons. Gene Ontology annotation, biological process: activation of GTPase activity. Gene Ontology annotation, molecular function: GTPase activator activity.